CCCAGCUCACUGCACCAACGUCCUUCCCUGGCCGACAGCUCGGCUAAUGAGAAAAUGGAGCCAGAAAACAGUGGCAGGGCAGGCCUUGCUCUCCCGAACCCGCAGGGACCCUCCAGCGCACCUGAAAUUGAACUUUCAGAAGUACCUCUCCGUGAAAACCCCUUACUGGAGAAGGCUGGCUCAUCCCCACCGUGCCAUACAUGGCUGAUGUUUCUGAAGAGGGAGCUGGAAUUUCUGGGGGUAACACAAAUUCUGAUUGCCUUGAUAUGUCUUUGUUUUGGAAUAAUUGUCUGCUCCGUGAUCAAUAUUUCAGAAUUUAAGGAAGACAUUUUUUCAUCAUUUAAAGCAGGCUACCCAUUCUGGGGAGCAGUGUUUUUUGCUAUUUCUGGAUUUUUGCCAAUUAUGUCUGAAAAGAAACAUGCUACAUAUCUGGCAUGGGGCAGCCUGGGAGCCAACACUGUCAGCAGCAUAGCUGCGGGAAUAGGAAUCUUUAUCCUGACGGUCAACCUGCAGAGGAGCUCGGCUUACAUCCACAACUGCCAGCAAGCUCCCAGAGACGACUUCUGCUUUGUGGCUUGUUUUUCCACAGAAAUUGUGGCGAUGAUCCUGUUUCUCACUAUUCUGGGGUUUUGCAGUGCUGUGUCACUGACGAUCUAUGGAGUUGGAGAAUUAGUCCAAGGGAACAAGAUUGUAGAAGAUCGUCUUUAUGAAGAAUUAAACAUAUAUUCACCGAUUUACAGUGAGCUGGAAGACAAAGCGGAGGAAUCUUCUCCUGUUGAUUCAUAAGAAUUGUGUUCAGAACAUUCUCACAGAAAAGGGUCUAGAAUAAGCCAAGAUCUUUGUUAAAGGGGCUACAGGCAAAAUUUUGAUUCUUGUCUAUGAUCUGCUAGUUUUACACUAGGAUUUAUUCUCCAAAUGGUAUAUGCUGCCUGUUGUUUCUGUUCACCUAAAAUUCCCCCUCCCCACCACCCACUUAUGGGUAUGUGAUAGACUCCUAUUUUUCUUGUUUUCUAUUGCUCUCUUGUGUAGCAACUUUUAUGGGAAGUCAACGUGUAAUCAGCAAGCAUUUACUCUGUGCCUAUAACUGUACAAAUAGAGGGAACAAGUGGAAGGCUGGUUGAGAGCUGAGUUAAACUUUCUGUUUUGGAACACCUGGGUGGAUCCGUCAAUUAAGAGUCUGACUCUUGACUACAGCUCAGGUCAUGAGAUCAAGCCCCAUGUCAGGCUCCUCACUCAGUGGGGAGUCUGCUUGGGAUUCUCUCUCUCCUUCUCCCUCUAUCCCUUCUUCUGCUCUCUGUCUCCCAAUCUCAUAAAUAAAUAAAUAUAAUUUU
Molecule: messenger RNA, 1331 nt
Organism: Canis lupus familiaris (dog)
Lineage: Eukaryota; Metazoa; Chordata; Mammalia; Carnivora; Canidae
Gene: MS4A2
Product: membrane spanning 4-domains A2
Biological process (GO): cell surface receptor signaling pathway
Cellular component (GO): plasma membrane; Fc-epsilon receptor I complex; external side of plasma membrane
Source: RefSeq, marked validated